GAAAACGCUGGUCCGUUAAACUUUAUUGAUUUUACUCUUUUAACGUUGUACGCAAAAUUGAAAAUUUUCUGCUAAAUAGUUAUUUCUGUCUGUUCUAUUUCAGAUAUGGGAGAAGAAGUUAUGUCAAUUCCAGUGCCAAUGGAGACAGGAGCAAAUUCCGAAGCUUGGAAAAAAGCGAAUGAAGCAUUAAUGAAGAUUCAAGGUGGAAUGUCGAAAGGACUGAAUGCAUCGAAUGGUAACAACAAUACAGGUCAGAACUCUUGGAUGAACAACUCGUUUUCGUUCCCAAAUCCCCCAUCCGCUUACGGUCAAUUCGGUGGUGGUUUUCAUCCAUCCACGUGGGGCAGCGGACCGAUUGUCCCACCACCACCACCACAACAGUCGGCGGUGAAUGCAACUGCUCAAGCAGCUUAUAACCAAGCAUCUUUUAAUUAUGCACCACCACCACCACCACAGAAUUGGAAUAACGGGUACGGAAGAGGGCGUGGCGGAGGAGCCAACAACUGGAAUCAGCAACAGAGACCUCAGCAGUUUCAGCCAUUUGCCUUGAACAGAAAGAAUAAUUCGUCCGCAUUUCCGCAUCUAACUAGCACGUUCGUACCGCAGGGCGGAGGUCCACAGCCAUUGAUGGGAGUUGGUAGAGGACGCGGUGUUCCAGCUCCAGGACCAGCCAAGCCACCACCUCCAUCAGCCCAACGGUACAUGGAACGUGCUUUCGAGGCGGCGAACACUGUCGAAGAUCGUCAAAAAACUCAAGAAUACCUUCAGAAGAGACUUUUCCCUAUGUUGAACGCAGGCAAUGCUCACAUGGUCAACUGGGACAAUGAACCGUUGCCCCACGAGAAAAAUUAUGAGCUAGCUCCAGCGUGGACGCCAGCUAAUAAGCUUCCACAUCAGGCUAAUGGAUUUAAUAGAAAAAAGUCGCCAUCGCGACGGCGUAGUGAUGAAAUGUCUAACAGCGGUGCCGCUGGUGGUGGAGGACAAAUGAAACGGGCUCGUCGGGAUAGUGAUGGGGCAUCUUCUGAUUCUGACAAUAGCGAUCCCCUUGAGAAAAUGCACUUUUCUUCUAUGAAUCAGAAAAAGACAAAGGCUCAGAAAAAGGCUGAAAAGGCAGCGAGAAAGGCGGCUAAGAAACUGCAGAAACAACAAACUCCGCAAAAAGUCAAGAAUGCUUGGAAGGUAGCUGGAGGGGAUACUGAGGCUCGGAGGGAAGAUCGUGCUCGUCGUUUUGCCGAAACUUUGUACAAUGUUUCGAAGCCAUCUGUGAGUGUGCCUCAGCACUAUUUCAGACGAGGACAAGUGAUUCGUGGAACUUGCCAGAAUAUUGAGAAAUCCUUCUUCAGAUUGACAGCUGCUCCAAAUCCAUCGGAGGUUCGGCCACUGGAAGUUUUGCGCCUUUCUCUUCAAAAUGUACGUGACAAAUAUCGUGCGAGAGCAGAGUAUUCCUAUCUGACAAGUCAAAUGAGAUCGAUUCGCCAAGACUUGACGGUUCAAGUGAUUCGCAACGAGUUUACAGUCGAAGUCUAUGAAAUAAAUGCUAGAAUUUCGCUUGAAAACGCGGAUCGAGAAGAGUUUAACAAGUGCCAGUCGCAGUUGAAACUUCUCUACUCGGAAAUUGAGAAUUGCGCGAAUCAGGCAGAGUUUGUAGCUUAUCGUCUGUUGUACUACAUUGCUAUGGACAAUCAAAUUGAUAUCAACGCGCUGCUCCGUGAGCUAACGCCGGAAUUGAAGGAGAAUGACUGUGUUGAAUUUGCAUUGAAUGUUCGAAAAGCUGUGACUAUGAAUAAUUAUGUCAAGUUCUUCAGGCUUUUUAAGAAUGCUCCACGAAUGUGCCCGUACAUAAUGGAUUUAUUUGUUGAUCGAGAGAGAAAGAAGGCACUCGGAAUUAUCACAAAAGCUUUCCGACCAACAAUCACGUACAAAUUGAUUGCGGAGUUUCUGAGUAUGAAGGAGUCGACACUUAUUGAUUGGCUCGAGGAGGAACUGAAAUGGACUGAUGUCGAAGUUGGAGGAACAUUUGAUCCAAAAAUCCCAAGAAACAUUUGAAUAAUUUUUUGUUUUAACAAUUUCAUCCCAUUCUCAAUCCCCUCGUCCCGAUCCUUGUGUGAUACUUCUUCGGUAGCCAACUAACUGUUGAUAUCCACUUUUUUAAUUGUGUUGCUGGUAAAAUGUUUAAAAAUGCAAAAUUAGAAUAGAGCUCUAUAACAUUUAUUUGUUUUUGUAACCGUAAAAUAUGUUUUCCAUUGUUGAAACUGAGAUUUUCAGGCAGUCAUGCGUGUUAAGAAUAAAAAUGUAAAAUAGUAA
Caenorhabditis elegans is the source of this 2304-nucleotide messenger RNA. RefSeq names its product SAC3/GANP/THP3 conserved domain-containing protein (gene hpo-10). The record is from RefSeq and is marked reviewed. Bases 106 to 2046 code for a protein of 646 amino acids. Lineage: Eukaryota; Metazoa; Nematoda; Chromadorea; Rhabditida; Rhabditidae. The transcript is spliced from 8 exons.